Messenger RNA from Ruditapes philippinarum (Manila clam), 5900 nucleotides. Its product is annotated as pleckstrin homology domain-containing family M member 1-like. Bases 67 to 3159 code for a protein of 1030 amino acids. The record is from RefSeq and is a predicted model, not a curated record. Lineage: Eukaryota; Metazoa; Mollusca; Bivalvia; Venerida; Veneridae. The transcript has 18 exons.
CUUACGGAAUUUAGCACGUUAUGUUUACUUUCUACAGUUCACUCCCUGAAUGUCAAGAAAAUAACUAUGUUUAGAAGAAAAGUGUACUCAGAAGUAGUGCUUGCUAAAGAAAAUGAAAUAAAGAUUGGUAUAACACAAGAGCUGUCAGCAGCACUUAAGUUAGUACAGAAGGAUCAUAUUGAUUCUCAAGAUCACACAGUGUACAGCACUGACACAGCCAAUAAUGUAUGUAGCUGUAUUGAAGCUAUAUUUCUCCAUGGACUCAAGUUCAAAGCAGUCACAAAGAUUGCUAGUUAUGUUGGUCUUGGACAAGAAGCUACAUCACAGUCUAGUCUGAAUUUUUGGAACUUUGUAUCAAAUUAUACACAUGGAGAAGUGAUAGCACAGUUGAAACAUCUUGGACAAAUUACUACUGAGAUAGGACUGUGUCGGGCAUGGGUACGUGUAGCACUAAAUGAUGGCAUUAUGGAGAGUUAUAUUGAUGCAAUGAUAUCUGACAGUAAAAAUCUUGAAUAUUUUUACCAGCGUACAGCGUAUCUAAGAGAUAGAGAACAGCCGAGCAUUAUGAAGACAUAUCUUCAAGGUUUGUCAAACUUUGAAUUCAAGCUGUCAUACAAUGCCAGUGUAUUAAAUGAAUGGUCAUAUGCACCGCUUGUGUUAGCAGGAAUCAUAAAUAGUAGAGAUGCUCCACCCCCUGUGAUCAAAACUACAGGUCAAAGUUCAAAAGCAAGCAAACUUCGUGAAAGAGAUGAAGAUUCUGACACAGUUGUUCAUGUUAUAAAAAACAAAUCAAGGUCUAACCUAGAAAGUAGAUGUCCACCUUUUAACCCAAUGGAGCAGCCAAAAUUAGGACCCACAUCAGAAUCUGCCUACUUUAUUUCAUCUUCAGAAUUCACUUCAAGAGAUGUUGAAGAGUUUAAAAAGAUCUCCAAGAAUUUUGAAAAACCACUGUCGGAUUGUUCAAGUUCAAGCCACAUGUCAGCACCUGAUCUGCCACAUUUAAAUGUUAGUCCUGCAACUUAUGUUCAAAAGUAUGGCUUACAUGAGGUGUCAUAUGACGAGACAGACAAUCCAGAAGAAACAACUGACAUUGUAAAAUGUACAACAGACAAUACAGAAGCUUACAAUACUGGAAACUCUUAUAAUACUCUAAUAGAAGGAGGUGCAAAAGGAGAUGCAAAUUUUAGUGAAGACGAAGAUAACAAGAAAAGUAAGAGCAAUGUACAAAUAGAAGAGAGCACAGAAGAGUUCUUUAGUAGUCCAGUCAUAGAAAUAAAACAUGAGCGAGUACGAAGGUUAGAAUCAAUCACCAGAGAAGCUAAAGAAGAUGCAAUUUUGAAUAGUAUCUUAACAGAAGAUCUUCCUGACACUGUAGAAAACGAGCAAGAAAUUUUGGAUGAAGCUAAUUCGGUUAGUAAUGGUAAACAAGGAAGUUCAUUGUAUAAUGUUUAUGGUCCUACAGAGUUGAUAGAUGAUAGUCCUAUUAUAACAGAGGGUGAAAAAUUGAUAGACACGUCAGAAAAACUACUAAAUGAGCUUAGAUUGCAAGAGCAAAGUAAAGUUGUGGAUGAUAAUGAAGGAAAUAUUGGGGAUGAAACUCAUAAAUUGAUAAAAACAAGUAAAAGCACAUCUAUUGACAAAUUAAAGCCACAGUUAAACCUAAAUCCUCAAAAAUCUGCUGAACCAGAUCUUUCUGAUGCUGUUGCAUUAAAAGUUGAUCAAAUGAGAACACUGGACAAUCCUGAAUAUCUGUCAAGACACCGCUUUUCCUUAGCAAUUACAUCAGAUGUUCAAAAAAUUGAUAAUUCUAGUCCAAGAAAAUCUUUACCAAAUGUUCUUGAACAUCACAAUGAAAAUGAAAAAGAUUUAACUUCUAGUAUUGUAGACCAUUUAUAUGAUGGAAUGCCACUUAAUGAAGAUACUGAGAACUUGUCAAGACAGUUCUAUGGUGAAAACAAGAUGUUAGAUGAAAUGGAGAAUGAAGUUAAUUAUGGUUCUCAACCACCGGACUCUACACUUAAAAGGUUGAAUGAGAAACGUGAGAGUGUGGGUAACAACUUGAUGAUGACUGGAAGAGGUUGGUCUUCAUCAUUUGACAGUGAAGCUGGCGAUUCUGUUAAUGCCCUGUCACCACCUUUGUCAUCUAUGUCCCUACCUAUAACAAGGAAAAAAUCUGAAAGUUUUGGGAGUCUGUUACAGAACUAUACACCUGCUAGUUCUCUGUCAGCCAGAUCUGUAGAUGAUGUUCUCAACAACUUUCCAGCUAGAAAGGAAACAGUCUACUCUACACAACAAAAUUCACUAAAUGAGGAUACAGACAAUCUAGAAGAUUUUGAGGUUGUAUGCAGUAAUUGUACAGACUCUGAUAUUAAUGAUAUGUCACAGAUGCUACAGUUUUCAGUUAUUGCAAAUGAGAAAGGAUUAGAUGCUCAAAAUUUCCAAUGUAAAGGCUGCUCACGUGCCAUUGGCUUCAUAUUUGGGAAGCCUCGUGUUUGUAAAUUUGAUGGAUGUUAUUACUGCUAUGAAUGUCAUGAGAAUGAAGAGUACUACAUUCCUACAAGGAUUGUUCACAACUGGGACUUCAGAAAACAUAAAGUUGCCAAGAAAAAUCUGAAGUUUUUGACUGACAAAGAGGAACAACCUUUGCUGAAUAUUGAGGAGAUAAAUCCUAGACUGUAUGAACAUGUUCCUGAAAUGCAGGAAAUUAAGAGUUUACGACUGCAGUUGAUGUUAUUCAGGACGUAUUUAUUUACAUGUAAACAAUCUGUGGCAGAGGAUCUACGUAAACUUGUAUGGCCUAGGGAUUAUCUGUAUGAAAACUCAGAAAUAUAUUCUUUAGCUGAUUUACUACAAGUUCCUACUGGUUCUUUGGCUAGUAGCUUACGUAAAGUCAUAAAGUUUGCUUCUAAACAUGUAUAUGGAUGUAGACUAUGUAGUCAAAAAGGAUUCAUUUGUGAAUUAUGCAAUAACCCAAAAGUUAUCUAUGCUUUUGAAGUAGAUGCCACAUACAGGUGUGACCAGUGUAAGACAGUAUUCCAUAAAGAAUGUAAAACUGAUAAUCGACCAUGCCCAAAAUGUCAAAGGCGUAUGUCACGACAAAUCAACAGUGGAAAUUCAGACAUCAUAUUGACUCCAGAUUAUGAUUUACAAGCUAACUGAGAAUGAUUGAUUUGUUACAUAGUGUAAAUAGCUCAAUUCCAACUAAGUCUGUGAUAAAUACUGGUAUUACUUAUAUAUGCAUGUACCAUGUGACCUUUAUGUAAGUUUAAUAACUAAAAAAGAUUAAAAAAUACAAAUGUAUAUUAUUCAAACUUAUUUGAUUAUUAAGAAAUAAUGCUAACUUGAUGGAAUGAUUGUCUGGUCAUCAGGAGACUGGAGUCAUUAAAUAUGUUACAUGUCAUAGAAUAUAGUAUAUAUAUAUAGGCAGGAAUGUUCAACUCACAACAAUAGAAAGUACCCGUGGACUAACACAUUGAAAUAAAGCAAUAUCUAAUAGCGUUCUAUAAAGAUUAUGUUAAUCAUGCUCCUUUGGUCAAAAUUGGCUCACUUAUUUUAAUUAUGAUUACUUUAAUUUAUAGUCUUGUAUUGGAAAACAUAUAUAAGUUUUAUUUUGGAAACAAUAAUUCCUAAAGCUGAGAUAUUUUGUAUUUAAUUCUACAAAUCUGGUAUUAAUCAUGCCCCUGGGGUCAAUAUUCACCUUUCCCCAUGGGUCACUUAAUUGAAAGUGUCUUAUAUGAGAAAACACAUAAUAAUAAGUCUUAUUUUGUGAAACUACAAUACCUGGCGUUUAAAUAUUUGUCAUGUGGCAUUGCCUUGUUGACCUCUACAAAAUUGAUCAUGCCCCUCAAGUCAAUAUUGACCUAUCUCUGGGGGUCAUUUGUUUUAUACACUGGUAGACUUAUAUAGGAAAACUUAUUCGAGUCUUAUGUAAAACCAUGCUCGGAGCAUACAUGUAUAUAUUUAGCAUGUAGCAUUACCUUGUGAAGCUCUACAUAACUGAAAUCAAUUUUGCCCCUGGGGUCAAGAUUCAACCCUGCCCUUGGGCCACCUGAUUUAUAAAGGCUUAUAUAGGAAAACACAUUUAAGUCUUAUUUGUGAGUUAUCUUUUAUGUGGAUAACUACUUUGUCCAGAACUUCUAUAUUUGGCAUAUAAAAUUGCCUUCUAGACCUCUAUAUAAGUUUUAUGAAUCAUGCAACUAAUAUUAAAAGUGCCUCUACCUUGGAGGUCAUUUAGUAUCAUAAGAUAAAACACUUUUCAGACAAGUUUCUUGAUUGAGUGUCUUCCCUGAACAGAGAUUAUUUUUGAUGAAUCGAGCAAAUUUACAUUGCAGUGUCCUUUGAGAAAAAUGCUUUUUAAAAUCUUUUGUACUGAAACUACCGGUAUAGGAUACAGAUCUUAAAGUUAAACUUACAGUUGAUAGUUUUAUAAAUCGCUGAAACAGACGCUUUUGGCUUUGAUAAUUGGUGACAUUGUCUAAUAAGGCUAUUUAUUAUUUAGAAAUAGUCUCCGUCCUUCCGUCCGACAUUUUUGUCCGGAGCAUAUCUCUAAAAGUAUUUGAGUUAUCAACUCGAAACUUCAUAGGUGGAUAGACCUCAUUGAGGAGGAGUGCAGUGCACAAGAAUGAUAACUCUACCUUUCAUAAUUUGUGAGUUAUUGCCCUUUGUUAUUUUUCAUACCUAAUUUUUCACCCGAGUGGAGCAUAACUCAAAAGUGUUUGAGAUGUCAACAUGAAAAUUUAAUGUCAUAGGUGGAUAGAUUUUAUUGAGGAGGAAUGCUGUGCACAAGAAUGAUAACUCUUCCCUGUACAAUUUUUGAGUUAUUGCCCUUUGUUCUUUUUCAUACUAUUUUGUCCGGAGCUUAUCUCAAAAAGUAUUUGAGGUAUCAACUUGAAACUUCAUAGGUGGAUGGAUCUCAUUGAGGAAGAGUGCAGUGCACAAGAACGAUAACUCUACCCUGCAUAAUUGUUAAGUUAUUGCCCUUCUUUUAUUUUUCAAAAUUAAUUUUUGUCCAGAGCAUAACUCAAAAGGCCUUUGAGAUAUCAUUAUGAAACUUCAUAGGUGCAUAGAUCUCACUCAGGAGGUGUGCAGUGCACAAGAAUGAUAACUCUACCUUUUAUAAUUUUUGAGUUAUUGCCCUUUGUUAUUUUUCAUACUUAAUUUUUCAAUUCAAUUUUUUUCUCAAAAAGAAUUUGAGGUAUCAACUUGAAACUUCAUAGGUGGAUAGAUUUUACUGAGGAGGGAUGCAGCACACAAGAAUGAUAACCUACCCUGCAUUAUUUUUCAGUUAUUGCCCUUUGUUAUUUUCAGCCAUCAGUAUUCACAAAGGUUUCAAAUCUGUAAUCACUAUAGCCAUCAGUUUUCAUUACCAAAAGACCCUUAAAAUGGAAUUAUUCUGCUCUACUACAUAUACAUUCUUCCAAUGAGCAAACACAUUCGGCGGGGGAUGGCCAUGUUGACAUGGCUCUUGUUGUAUUUUAUUUUAGCAAACCCACAAUGUCUUUAUACAUGUAGUAUAUUAUUGAAAUACUUUAUUGCUGAUUAUGUGUUAUAUUCAUAAAUUUAUAUGAGGAAUUUUUUGAAGACUAUAUUUGUGUACAUAAUUUUGAUUAUUAUGAUGUGAUACAGUCAUUUUCAAUGCAAGAAAGAUAUUGAUAUAGUCUUCUCCACCAGUAUACAGUCAAGCCAGCCUACAUUCCUACAGUCUGACCAGGUGAUAUACUGUUGUGUGAGCAAAUCGUAACAUGCCAACAAUUGUAAAUGUAGAAUCAAAAAUAAAAGGUGUGCAAGCCCAUUUAAAGAACUCGACAGGUUAAAGAUUUUGAUAAUUGCAUUGAUUAAAAUUAAUGUAACUUGUAUAUUCAUGUAGCAGUUGAUAAAUAAAGUUAUUGUUAAAUUUUUUA